AUGGAUUCUUUCGAUAAAGUCCCUCGAUUCAUCUACAACCCAACUGUGAAUCCAGAUAGGGAUGCAGAUUUUACUGGGAUUCUUGAAAUCCAUGUUCAUCAUGCUAGGAAUAUUCAUAACAUAUGUAUCUAUAACAACCAAGAUGUUUAUGCAAAGUUCUCUCUCACCUAUAAUCCGGACGAGACUCUGUCAACCAGGAUCAUCAAAGGUGGAGGGAAGAAUCCUGAAUUCAAUGAGGAUUUGAUCAUGAAAAUCAACCAGAUUGACGCGGUUCUCAAAUGCGAAAUAUGGAUGCUUAGCAGGGCUAAGAAUUUCAUGGAUGAUCAGCUUCUUGGAUUCGCCUUGGUCCCAACAUCUUUAGUUAUUGGAAAAGGAAAGGUGACUCAAGAUUUUAGCCUGUCUUCUACUGAUUUGUUUCCCUGCCCAGCUGGUACUAUUAAAUUAUCUCUGUCUUUGACUGCAAAUCAAAAUGCUCCCCUAAAUCCCUCUGUAAAUUCUUUAUCUGAUUCGAUUGCCCAUUCGUCCAAAACUUCUGAUCUUUUAGUCGAUAAAAAGAUCCCAGAAGAGUAUUCCAGUAUAGAAUUUCCUGAUAUUAAUGUAGUCAGUGAAAACCAGCAAAUGGUUUCAGAAUAUUUUUGCUUGGCAAAGCCCGGAACCCUUCUGAGGCCAUGGCCUGAAAUGCCUGAUGGUUCAUUUCUUCAACUUGGGUCUGCCCCGAAUCUCCCACUCGAGGACUACGAAAUGGCUGCUGAUUCUUCUGAGGAGUACCGGGCUGAUUCAGUUUCUCCCAGUGGAAGCAUUCAGAACUCUGGUUUUCUCAGCUCUACGAUGACAAGUUUGAGCGAUGAUACCUCAAAUUCGCCGAAUGUUGCUUUGAUUAUAACAGCAGAAGCCAAUCCAAGGUUCGGUUCUCAUCCAGAAACUCCAACAUCAAAGAAGAAGAGCGAAAAAAAGGAAGAAAAUGAGCCUAAUUUAGUCUCAACUCAUUCAAGAAAUACGGAUAUUGAGGCAGAAGAAUCAGCAAUGCAGCAGCAGAUAGUUGAUAUGUACAUGAGGAGUAUGCAACAAUUUACUGAAUCUUUGGCCAAAAUGAAGCUCCCAAUGGCUUUAGAUAAACCUGAAAUUGACAAUCAAGGUGAUGUUAUUCAACACCCUAACAAGAACAUUGAAAUUGAUAAGAAGAAAAAGGACAAUUCCAGGGUUUUUUAUGGCAGUCGGGCUUUUUUCUAG
Molecule: messenger RNA, 1230 nt
Organism: Fraxinus pennsylvanica
Lineage: Eukaryota; Viridiplantae; Streptophyta; Magnoliopsida; Lamiales; Oleaceae
Source: the annotation of a GenBank genome assembly